AUAUCCUAUAAAUACCCGCUUCCUCUUAUCUAAUUCGAAAGUUAGAAUAUUAAUUCAAUUUUUUUCUUUCAAAAAUCAAUUAAAAAAAUUUAUAACAUUAAUUCCACAAACACACACAAAUUGAAAUAGCCUAAGAUACGAAAUGUACGGAGAGAGUUGUUACGAAUCCGAUUUGGCUCUUUUGGACUCCAUACGCCGUCACUUGCUCGGAGAUUCUGACGUUUUAACAUUCGGAGCUCCGAAUGUGAAUUCGGAUAAUGCUCCAUUUUUAUGUCGGAGCUCCAGUUUCAAUAACUUGUACCCGUGUCUGAGUGAGAAUUGGGGCGAACUUCCACUGAAAGAAGACGAUUCAGAAGAUAUGGUACUUUACAGUGUACUUUGUGAUGCUGUUGAUUUUGGGUGGGUCCCAUCUCUCGACGCAGGCUCACCGGAGAGCUUUUCAUCGGAUGUCAUGACGCCGGUUAUGGUUAAAUCGGAGCCGGAGGAUGUUUUCCCGGUGGUGCAGCGUUUGCCUGAGAUGAUUGUUUCCGAUCCGGUGGUUGUUCCGGCGAAGGGGAAGCAUUACCGAGGAGUGCGGCGACGGCCGUGGGGAAAAUAUGCAGCGGAGAUUCGUGACCCGGCUAAAAAUGGGGCGCGGGUUUGGCUUGGAACUUUUGAAACGGCUGAGGAUGCAGCUUUGGCUUAUGAUCGAGCCGCGUAUAGAAUGCGCGGCUCGAGAGCUAUGUUGAAUUUUCCACUUCGGGUUAAUUCGGGUGAGCCUGACCCGGUUAGAGUGCCGGCGAAGAGGUCCUCAUCGUCAUCGGAGUCUUCUUCAUCGUCGGAGAGUGGGUCGGCUGCGAAACGGAGGAAGAUGGUGGAGCCGAUGGUGACGGCUCAAGUUGAAUUGAAAAUGGGCCAAGUGGCACAAUGCUGACGUGGAAUGCAUCUUGCUUGAGUUAUCAUUAUUUAAGAGAAAUAAAUAAUUCUAAUAUGCGUAUUGACGUGGCUUUAAGCCACUCAAGCAUGAAUGACAGAAAUAAAAAAAAUAAAGAGAUAGAAGGGGACUCUAGUGGGAGUGACAAAAUCAAAAGCGAGAGAAGAGAAAAAAGAGAAAUUGGGGUGAUGGUUUUGUUCGGAUUUGUGAAUAUAAAAUUUGUUAAUUUUUGGCUCUAUGAAUAUAUACAAAUUGUGCUACAUAAAACCUUAGCUUGUUCUCAAUUUGGCAUGUUAUUCCAAUUUUCAAAUAGUCCAUCUAUAAAGCUGAGAUAAAAGACUUUUUAUCGUUGA
This is a messenger RNA of Cicer arietinum (chickpea), 1266 nucleotides long. RefSeq names its product ethylene-responsive transcription factor 1A-like. The record is from RefSeq and is a predicted model, not a curated record. Gene Ontology annotation, biological process: ethylene-activated signaling pathway; regulation of DNA-templated transcription. Gene Ontology annotation, molecular function: DNA-binding transcription factor activity; DNA binding. Lineage: Eukaryota; Viridiplantae; Streptophyta; Magnoliopsida; Fabales; Fabaceae.